Messenger RNA from Ylistrum balloti, 936 nucleotides. RefSeq lists its product as uncharacterized. The transcript has 4 exons. Gene Ontology annotation, biological process: protein folding. Lineage: Eukaryota; Metazoa; Mollusca; Bivalvia; Pectinida; Pectinidae. The record is from RefSeq and is a predicted model, not a curated record. Gene Ontology annotation, cellular component: endoplasmic reticulum membrane. The coding region runs from base 1 to 936 and encodes 311 amino acids.
AUGCGUGUCGGUUUUUUGAUAUUUCUGCCGGUUUUGGUAAGCACUACCUUCGUAGGUUUGGAGACUGACAUCGACUACUACCAGGUCCUCCAUGUUAAACGUUCAGUCAAACUGUCCACGAUCAGGAGGGCAUACCGGAAAUUGGCUUUGAGGCUGCAUCCCGAUACCAGUGGGUGCGAUACAACUAAACAGUUCCAGAUCCUUGGGGAGGCAAAACAUAUUUUAACUAGCGAAAUGGAUAGAAAUCUCUACAACAUGCUUCAUCCAAAGGCAGGUUUCUGGACAGAACCGUAUGAUUGGGGCAUGGAUGAUUGUGAAAGGAAGAAUAUGUCAAUCACACAGAAAUAUCAUUUGAAGACAAAACAGUGGUUAAAAGUAUUACAGAAGUGGGUGACAAAUUUCUUGUGGAUGCAGAUCCCAUCUUUGAGGUCAUACAUAGAUCUGUAUUACAACAUUUUAACAGACUACGUCGUUAUUGGUGUAUUGUUGGUUUCUUCGGCAACGCUUUGGAGCAGGGAUCUCGUCGGUCAGUACAUAUCAGCUAUCAGCUCGAUCUUCUACGGCCUUCACCUUCUCACAAUUGCCUACUCGAGUAGACAUCUAUUUAUGACGGAAAUCGUGAAAAAUCUACUGGUCCACUUAAUGAAAGGGCCUUCACUGAAGUCAACACUUUCAGAGAACAACUUCAUACUAAAUUGUUAUAUAUACAUGAUGCUGUCCACAGCUGUUGUUGCGCUGUUAUUUUAUAAAUACCAUACCUUUUACGUUACUAGGGUUAGAGACAGUGUGUGGACUGUAGUCACAGUAGUUGGGUGUGUAUGUGUCCUCGUUAGUCUCAAUACAGAGAUACAACUAGAUUUAAACACAUCAUCAACAGAUGUUUCAGUUUUUUCUUUGGUAGUUUGUGGACUUGUACUUUAUAUUUUACGUAGCUGA